Molecule: messenger RNA, 3148 nt
Organism: Oenanthe melanoleuca
Lineage: Eukaryota; Metazoa; Chordata; Aves; Passeriformes; Muscicapidae
Gene: PDLIM7
Product: PDZ and LIM domain 7
Exons: 25
Coding region: 106-2319 (737 amino acids)
Biological process (GO): actin cytoskeleton organization; heart development; muscle structure development
Cellular component (GO): stress fiber; adherens junction; Z disc
Molecular function (GO): muscle alpha-actinin binding; actin binding
Source: RefSeq, a predicted model, not a curated record
GUGGGGCCGGGCCGGGCGGGGGCGGUGCCCGGGUUCGAGUCCCGCGUCGGCCCGCACCGCUCUGCUGCCGCCCGCCCGCUUUGCCGGGCCCCGCUGGCCGCGGAGAUGGGCGACAUGGAGUCCUACAAGGUGAUGCUGAAUGGGCCAGCACCCUGGGGCUUCAGGCUGCAGGGAGGGAAGGAUUUCAGCAUGCCGCUCUCCAUCUCCAGGCUGACUCUGGGUGGGAAGGCGGCCCAGGCCGGCGUGGGAGUGGGCGACUGGGUGCUGUACAUCGACGGGGAGAGCACCAGUGCCAUGACACACAUCGAGGCCCAGAACAGGAUCCGUGCCUGCGGGGACAGGCUCUGCCUCACCUUGAGCAGAGCCCAGAACCAGCUGGGGAAGCCACAGAAGGUGCUGAGCCUUGACAAGCAGCCCCCACAGCUGCUGGAGUCCCCCAGCACCCCUGUGUGUGACCCUGUGAAGCUGCGGAUGUUAGAGGACAUUGACGACUCAAAGCCCCACAGCUGGACCUCCCAGUCCCGCUCCUUCCGCAAACUGUCCCGGCUGGUGGGCGCCAACAGCAUGGAGGAUGGUGAGGACGAGCUUGUUAAAAAGCCCAGGGAUGCCCGUGGGUCCAGCUGGGGCACAGUGGAGCAGUGGCAGCCCCCACAGCCUCUGGAGCCCCCCAGUACCCCUGGGUGUGAUCCUGGGAAGUUGAGGAUGUUAGAGGAUGCUGAGGAUUGGCAGCCUCGCACCGGGACCUCCCAGUCCCGCUCCUUCCGCAAACUGGCCCAGCUGACGGGCACAGAUGGCAUGGAGGAUGGUGAGGAUGAAUUUAUUAAAAAGCCCAGGGAUGCCCGUGGUUCCAACUGGGGCACGGGGCCGCAUCGGCAGCCCCCACAGCUGCUGGAGCCCCCUGGUGACACUGUGUGUGACCCUGUGAAGCUGCGGAUGUUAGAGGACAUUGACGACUCAAAGCCCCACACCUGGACAUCCCAGUCCCGCUCCUUCCGCAAGCUGGCGCGGCUGGUGGGCGCCAGCAGCAUGGAUGAUGGUGAGGAAGAGCCCGUUAAAAAGCCCAGGGAUUCCCAUGGGUCCAGCUGGGGCACAGUGGAGCAGCGGCAGCCUCUGGAGCCCCCCAGUACCCCUGGGUGUGAUCCUGGGAAGUUGAGGAUGUUAGAGGAUGCUGAGGGCUGGCAGCCCCGCACCGGGACCUCCCAGUCCCGCUCCUUCCGCAAACUGGCCCAGCUGACGGGCACAGAUGGCAUGGAGGAUGGUGAGGAUGAGGUUGUUAAAAACCCCAGGAAUGCCCAUGGGUCCAGCUGGGGCACAGUGGAGCAGCGACAGCCCCCACAGCCUUUGGAGCCCCCCAGCACCCCCGGGUGCAACCCUGGGAAGCUGCGACUGAUAGAGGACGCUGAGGACUGGCAGCCCCGCACUGGCACCUCCCAGUCCCGCACCUUCCGCAAACUGGCCCAGCUGACGGGCACAGACAGCAGCAUGGAGGAUCAUGAUGAUGUGUUUGUUAGGAAACCCAGCCAGGUCUCCGUGCCGGACCCAUCCCCGGGAGCAGCGAUGAAGACUGAGCCAGGACUGGCCCCCAGGACCCCCAGUGCCACCCCCAGCCCCACCAGCCGCCCGCCCUGGGCUGUGGACCCCUCGUUUGCCGAGCGCUACGCCCCGGACAAGACGAGCACGGUGGUGAGCAAGCACAGCCAGCCUGCCACGCCCACCCCCAUGCAGAACCGCAGCUCCAUCGUGCAGGCAGCCCAGCAAGCCCCCGAGGGGCCCGGCCGCACCCCUCUGUGCUACAAGUGCAACAAGGUCAUCAGGGGACGGUACCUCGUGGCGCUGGGACAUUAUUACCACCCCGAGGAGUUCACCUGCUGCCAGUGCAGGAAGGUGCUGGAUGAGGGCGGCUUCUUUGAGGAGAAAGGUUCCAUCUUCUGCCCCAAGUGCUACGACACGCGCUACGCACCCAGCUGUGCCAAGUGCAAGAAGAAGAUCACUGGGGAGGUGAUGCACGCACUGAAGAUGACCUGGCACGUGCAGUGCUUCACCUGCAACGCCUGCAAAACUCCCAUCCGCAACCGAGCCUUCUACAUGGAGGAAGGACAGCCCUACUGCGAGAGAGACUAUGAGAAGAUGUUUGGCACCAAGUGUCGUGGCUGUGACUUCAAGAUUGAUGCUGGGGACCGGUUCCUGGAGGCGCUGGGGUUCAGCUGGCAUGACACUUGCUUCGUCUGUGCGAUCUGCCAGACCAAUUUGGAAGGGAAGACAUUCUACUCCAAGAAGGACAAGCCACUGUGCAAGAGCCACGCUUUCUCCCACGUGUGAGGGGUGGGAAUUCAGUUGUGUCCACACAUGCCCCUGGCCCUGCAUGCUCCUCUCCCCCUGCCCUGCUCGCCCCAGGGAGCCAGGCUGGGCCCUUGGCCCUUCCCUUGCUCCUGCCUCUUUCCUGGCAGCUCCUGGCUCAACUCCAGACAGAUAGAGUGCUGGGUCCAGAGCCCCUUAUAGCUGGGUGGCUUCGUAUGUGCUUCUUAACUGGCCCUAGGAGCCCUGGGAAGGGGAUGCUGCAUGGAUCUCCUGCCCCUGAGCCACGCAGCAUGGUGAGCACACAACCAUGCUGAGGCUGAAAUUGGAGGGGGUCUGCCACAGCUGGGCUGCUCCUUUGCUGCCUGGCAGCUCAGUGCUGGGGCAGGGAUACCCCUUACACAUCCCUGUGUGGGUGAGGACCAGCUCCUGUCUCACUUUCCCCCACCUUCCCUGCUGUGUGCUUGGGGCUGGAGACCUGGCCCUGCUCCCCUGCUGGGGCCCUGCCCAUGACAAUCCCCCAGUCACCCUCAAACUUCUGCAGUGGCUUCCUGCCCCAGUUGCAUUCCAGGGGUGUCUGUGCCUUGUGCCCCCCACCCUGCUGCUCCCCAGGGGCUGGCAGCACCCCCAGCCCAGUGUGGCCCAGCUGUGGGCUGGCAGCGUGUGCUGAUGGCCAGCCCAGCACAGACAGCUGCUCCUGCAAGGCUUGGGCACAGCUUUCCUACCAAAGAGCUCUCUGCCACUGCCAUCCUGGGGCCAUCGAUGCCUCCCCCAACCCACACCCUCCGGUCAGGCUGCACUGAUGUAGUCACGGUGCUUUUAGUGCCUUUAAUAAACACAUCUCUGCAAGUGC